GGCUAAGCGACGGUAUUCACCGUAUGGAGUCGAUUUUCUUCGAGGGGACACCGCACCAAACCAGAUCCACCCUCAAUACUCAUAUUACCUCUCCAUUCACAUUCCCAAUCUGCUACUUUCCGCGGCGGACCCCGGUUUAUGCUCGAUCCCAUUCAACUACCAUUCUCCUGCCUGCAAAGUUCUAUGUAUACCCAGAUGCUUCGUUAUCUCUGCACCUGAGCACGUUUAAGUUGUCUGUUAAAUUCACAGAGCAGAAUAAAGUUUUAACCUUUUCAAACUCAUAUUUUGAGUAAUGGGUAUUGCAAUUAAUGCACGAAACUGGUGGGCAGUGAGGAGGCAGGACAUGGCCAUGGCUUCCACGCCUUUUCCUCUCACUACACCCAAUGCCAAUUCCACUGCUCAACUCACAGCGAAGCAAUGCUCCCAAGAUGGAGUGAAAGCAGGGGCAAAGGCAGCCGCAAUUGCAUUUGUUGCAUCUGCAAUCCCCGUGAUGAUGGGAGCACGGGCCAUUCCUUGGGCAAGGGCGAAUCUAAACUAUGCUGCUCAGGCACAUAUCAUCUCUUUAGUUAGUGGAGCAGCAUACUUUAUAGUAACAGACAAGACUAUUUUGGCAUCUGCACGGAAAAACUCGUUUGAAGAAUUAGCAAGUCAUGGGGAAGCCUCCUUCUGAAUGGUGGGAACAGUUCUGUAAAUGUAUAGUGAACCUUCAAGAAUGGCGGGAUGAUGCUUAGGAGUUCAGAAUGUGUAGAAAGGAAAAGCUUCCCAUUUUCCUUUCAAUAAUUCGAGACCAUUUGACCCCAUAUGGAAUAUAGCAUGUGUUUGAAGACCAUUCGUAACCUUUGACUGUAAUAUUUGUCUCACCGUAUCUUGAAUGAUAAGAUCUAUGAACUUUUAAUUAAAAUACUAUCCG
Molecule: messenger RNA, 910 nt
Organism: Cryptomeria japonica (Japanese cedar)
Lineage: Eukaryota; Viridiplantae; Streptophyta; Pinopsida; Cupressales; Cupressaceae
Product: early nodulin-93
Exons: 4
Coding region: 293-670 (125 amino acids)
Source: RefSeq, a predicted model, not a curated record